AUGAAUUUAUCUGAACAAGGUUAUCAUCAUUAUAGCUUAUCACCUUCUAAAACAACAUUAAAUUUACAAAUUUCAAAUUCUUCCCUGUCGCUAAAUACAAAUCAAACAAAACAUGAUAAAUUCAGUAUUAAUGAAUUAAUUCAAUGUUCAACAAAUUCAAUAUCUGAGUUAAAUUGUUUUAAAAAUCAUAUUAUUGUAAAUAGAACAAAUCAAGAUGAUAAUAGUCAUCGUAAUAGUGAUAAUAGUAAUAACAUAGGUUUAAUAAAUUUUAAUCAUACUGUUAAAUUACCAAAUGUGGCAAAUUCAUCAACUCCAUGCGUAAAACAUUCUAAUGUAAAUAUGAUUGAAAAAACACAAAAUUUCUGGAGUAGUCCCGAAUGGCAAGUUUUAAAGCAUCGUCUUAAAGAACAUUUAAAUCAUAUUCAUGACAGAACAAUCAAUAAUUCAAGAAUGGAAGUAGUAACUAAUCAACCAAUGAAUGAUAAAUCAGUAAUAACAACAACAACAAUAUUCGAAAAUCCGAAACUAUCAGAUAGCAAAACAUCCAUGAUUAAUGUAAGUCAAUCAGAUUUUAAAUAUCAUCCUUGUAACAAUUUAGAUUUACAAUUUUGUAUACAAUCAGAAUCAAGUGCAUUUCGUCCAGUUCAAAGUAGACAAAUACCUUCUACAUAUGUUAAUAUCAAACCUACUAUGAUUACUAAUACAGGUUUAAAACAAUUCAAUUCAUAUAUGUACAUAGAUAAAUUUCCCAGUGUUCCUAAUUCAUUUCAACAAUCACAAACAUUUACUUCACAAACAGAUCCACUAUAUUCUAAACAUAAUAUUAUCAAUGAUAGAGUUACGAAUUCCUCUAUACAAUCUUUACAUACUACACUUGAAUUAAAUCAUUCUAAACAAUUAUAUGAUUCAUUCAAAGGAACUACAUUCAAUUCUACCAUUGAACAAUUGAACAAAAUAACAUCACCAGUCAUAUCAUCAAAUACUCAUCAUCAAAUUACUAUUACUGAUAUUGAUGAAAGUAAACAGUGUGAAUUCAGAUCAUCCGCUAAAUUUUCAACAUUCAAUACGACAUUAUUGACAACAACAACAACCACAACCACGACUACGACAUCCUCUCUAUUAGAUCAACAGAAAAAACAAAAAAGAUCAAAUUUUAAUAAGAAAUGUCAAAAAUGUGUAUGUUUCAAUUGUCAAGAGGCGCGCAAUAGGAAGAAAUCGAUUGAUUACAAUGCUAAUAACAAUAAGCAUGCCUUGAACAAUUUCAACAUUGAAACAUUGAAUUUAACUAAUCAAAAAUCAAUACAUAAAACAAUGCAUCUAUGUAAUUUAUGCGGUAAAACUUAUAGUAAAACAAGUCAUUUAAAAGCUCAUUUAAGAUGGCAUAAUGAUGAAAGACCAUUUCAAUGUAUUUAUGAAUUAUGUAAUAAAGCAUUUACUAGAUCCGAUGAAUUACAACGUCAUCUACGUACACAUACUGGUGAAAAACGUUUUAUAUGUAAUUUAUGCAAUAAACGUUUUAUGCGUAGUGAUCAUUUAAGUAAACAUCGUAAAACACAUGAAGUAGACAGAGGGAAUUUAUUGAAAACAUUGAAAAUGUAA
This is a messenger RNA of Schistosoma turkestanicum, 1599 nucleotides long. NCBI's taxonomy places the organism in Eukaryota, Metazoa, Platyhelminthes, Trematoda, Strigeidida, Schistosomatidae. The record is from the annotation of a GenBank genome assembly.